AUGCCCAGGAAAACCAGCACGGCGACGACCGCUGCAAAGGCGGCCCGUCGCAAGAAUUCAGGGUCCUUCACGGCGGUCAAUCAGCCAGCUGAAAGUACGGCAAGCCCCAGUCCAGCGACCGACGCACCCGGUCCCAGUCGAAGAGAUGACAGUGCAGCACCGGCGGGUCAGGUCAGCGAGCCUGAUACCAGCGGCAGUAAGGCAACAAACAGUUCAUUUGAGGUGCCGCACUCUUUUAUACCCCAGAACAGACACGGGAUGCACAUCAUAGUACUGGGCGCAGGAGGAGGGCCCCGCGAGGAUUGGGUUUCUAGUAUCCUUGUGCGAUCUCGAACUCCUGGCUGGUCACUGAAUACGAUGAUCGCAGUUGAUGCAGGAAUCCUUCUUUCAUCUGUCAUCGAAAUUCUGGAUACGUGGAAUGAAGUGGACGAGUUUACUCGUUUUACAACUGGACCAUUUACAGGAUUAACCAGGGAAUUUCAGUCAACCAAGGCCAACGCAGUAUUCAUCUUCCGGAGGCUUGUUCGCACGGUGAUGGUUUCACACCCUCAUCUUGAUCACAUAUCAGCCCUAGCCAUCAACUCUCCGGUUCUGGGUGCGCACUGUAACCCAAAAACAGUUGCCGCAUUGCCCUCCGUGGUUGAAGCCCUCAAAGCACACGUUUUCAACGAUGUCAUCUUUCCAAAUCUCUCCGACGAGGAUGACGGAGCUGGCCUUAUCACCUAUCAGCGCCUGACUGAAGGAGGUUCUGCUAGUAUGGGUCGUGGCGAUGACCGGCUCUACGUACAGGUCGCCGAGGACUUACUAACUCGGUGUUUCAGAGUCAGCCAUGGCACAUCGAAGAUGGGCACUGAUAUACGAGAACCAAUCCUUGAAGAACAGUCAAGGUCGGCGUCGAGAAUAUCAGAGACAACCGUUGAGAGCUCUGCUUUCUUCAUUCGCGAGAAGAAUACUGGAGUCGAAAUCAUCGUCUUUGGUGACGUUGAAUCUGAUGCAAUCUCGCAGGCUGGACACAACAAAAGGGUAUGGCAAGCAGCAGCGCCGAAAGUCAUUUCUGGCAACCUGCGCGCGAUUUUCAUCGAAUGUUCCUACAGUGACAGCACAGAGGAUGCUUACCUCUUUGGCCACCUGUGCCCGCGACACUUGAUUGCGGAGCUGGGCGUUUUGGCAGAACUAGUGACAGUAUUGGAGGAUGAAGCAAAGGACGGGAAGCGCAAACGCCGGAUUAGCCGCAUUUCGCAGAGUCUAGAAUCGCCUGCUCCCAAAUCGAAACGGAUCACGCCCUCUGGUAAAUCCAGGGGUUCCUCAGAUACAUCCGAGUCUAUCCCACUCAUUGCGUCUCGUCAAAGCCAUGCGAGCUCUACUCAAAAUACGAACCGCGAUUCAUCAGAUAUGCCACUCUCAGGUCUCCAGAUUUAUAUCAUCCACGUGAAGGACGAUAUGACCGAUUCGCCCCACCCGGGCGAGACCAUCCUGCAAGAGCUGAGGCAUCUGGGCCAGAAGGCCAAGCUCGGUUGUUCGUUCUACAUUCCCAAACGGGGCGCAAGCAUUCAUUUUGAAUAA
Aspergillus calidoustus is the source of this 1563-nucleotide messenger RNA. The record is from the annotation of a GenBank genome assembly. NCBI's taxonomy places the organism in Eukaryota, Fungi, Ascomycota, Eurotiomycetes, Eurotiales, Aspergillaceae.